This is a messenger RNA of Stegastes partitus (bicolor damselfish), 2244 nucleotides long. It is a transcript of the gene noctb, whose product is annotated as nocturnin b. The record is from RefSeq and is a predicted model, not a curated record. Gene Ontology annotation, molecular function: poly(A)-specific ribonuclease activity. Bases 679 to 1833 code for a protein of 384 amino acids. Gene Ontology annotation, biological process: circadian rhythm. NCBI's taxonomy places the organism in Eukaryota, Metazoa, Chordata, Actinopteri, Pomacentridae. The transcript is spliced from 8 exons.
CCAGUUUAACAUGUUGGGGGAAAAAAUCUUUAAGCUGUUAUCUUAUCUUGCGGCCCUCUACAGCCACCCCUGAAACAUGUUCAUAUUUUUGAACGUUUCCAAAAUCGCAUCUACGUUGUCCGAGUGCAAGUGAAGGCAGCACCGUAGCAGCCGCUGAUCGGCGCUGAGGCACAAACAGAGAGAGAGAGAGCAGAAGUCAUUUCAACAAGCAACAGGUGUCAACACUGACUGAUGAAUCCUGGCACAACAACGGGAAGCUUCUCAUUCAACUGGUAGCUGAGCUUCAAUAAUGUCUCCCAGUCAAGAGCACAGAGGCCCAACUCCAGGUUUUCCCUCAGACUCUUCAAGGGGACAGAAGACGAGGCUUCAACAGAGAGCGACGUCCCUGCAUGAAGUGUGGCAAUGAAAGACACUUCUUCCCCACCAGCAGAUGGCAGAAGGGACCAGGUUUCUGUCUGCUGUGACCUUGCCCUGCAGCAGGAGGGUCAAACAACCACCCACUGCUACUUCCCUCUGAACAAAAGCACACAGACACAUGCAUGUAGAGGCACGCUGCGUCUUUCUGUGUCACAGGACUAAACACUGGUCAAGUAAAAGCGUGGAACAACAGACUGCAGCCGCUGGAGAGUUGGCGUUGAGAGAAAACCACCAGUUCAUUCCAGCAGAGAAGUGUGUCCGAUGGGAGGAGGAGCCACCAGGCUGUACAGCACCCUGAGUCAGACCCUCAGCAGCACCGGCUCUCCUCUGCCCCUCCCUCCAGCCCACCAGCCUGCAAACACAAACCUGGAUCCAGAUUUCUGCCAGGAGCAGACGGGGUCGCCUGUGUGUCCCCCUGAUCCCGUGGAGCUGCUUCGACAGUGUCAGGAGGCCCUCAGGGAUCGACCGCCUCGCUUCCACAGGAAGCUCAUCCACCUCAGUGAUGGAGACGGCGCCCCCAGCAGCCCCAUCAGGGUGAUGCAGUGGAACAUACUGGCCCAAGCUCUGGGCGAAGGACUUGACAGUUUUGUCCAGUGUCCCCUGGAGGCCCUCAGCUGGUCCCGAAGAAAGUACCUCAUCUUGGAGGAGAUCCUCACCUACCGACCUCACAUCCUGUGUCUGCAGGAAGUCGACCACUACUAUGACACCUUCCAGCCAGUCCUGGCAGGUUUGGGCUACAGCAGCCACUUCUGCCCCAAACCCUGGUCCCCCUGCCUGGACGUGGAGGGCAACAACGGCCCCGAUGGCUGCGCGCUGUUCUUCGACCAGUCGCGGUUUGAGCUCCUGGACAGCGUCAACAUUCGACUCUCUGCCAUGAGGAUCCCGACCAAUCAAGUUGCCGUAGUGACCACUCUGCGAUGUCGGACCACGGGGAGGUGUCUGUGCGUGGCCGUGACCCACCUGAAGGCUCGCUCUGGCUGGGAGUGGCUCCGCAGCGCUCAGGGUUCGGACCUCCUUCGCCACCUGCAGAACCUAGUCCAGAAACACGCCGGUGGACCUGCAGGUGACACCAACACCGACAUUCCUCUGCUCAUAUGUGGAGAUUUCAACGCAGUGCCAACAGAGGAGGUGUACCGACGUUUCUCCACGUCCCCUCUCGGUUUGGACUCGGCCUACAAGAAACUCAGCCAAGACGGUUUGACGGAGCCGGAGUACACGACGUGGAAGAUUCGGCCGACGGGGGAGUGUUGCUCCACCCUGGACUACAUCUGGUACAGUCGGGACACGCUGAGAGUGGACGCGGUUCUGGACAUGCCCACUGAGGAGGAGAUCGGGCCAAACAGGCUCCCGUCUUUCAGCUAUCCAUCUGAUCAUCUCUCGCUGGUUUGUGACUUCAGCUUCAAGGAGAAAGAUUGAAAAAGGAGAAGGACAACCUGCGGACCAGAAGUGAUGACGCUGUGGAGUCGAGUUUUGGAUCCUGGUGUGCUUCGCUCCACGAGAAGGCGUGAAGACGGGAAGCCACGUAAAGACGAAGGCGGGAGGCCGAGAUACUGGAGUGGAAAGUUUAAUAAUUGAGACUGGACUUCAAAGUCAGAUGACAGAAGACGCUGAGGUUGCAGAUGCACGCUGCAACAGCUACCUCCCCCCAUGUUCAAACACUGCACGAGUGUUUUCUGCACCAACGUCUUCAUCUGAACUCAAACUGCACACAGAUGUACUUUUUUGUUCUUAUGAGCUUAAAAUAACCCUAAAAUCAAACUGUAGUCAGUGUUUUGCUCCACACUGCCAAUGUACUACAGAUUGUAAAUAAAGUGUUUUUGCUUGACA